AUGAGCCGUCGCAGGGCCUACAGGAUCCGGCACAGUUUGUUGCAGCAGCAAAGAUUGUUUGUCCUUAGUAUCUGCCUCCUUUCUCUUCCUCUUUCUUCCUCUCUCCCUCUCGCUUUCGUUAUCGGGGCGGUAUGGCUUGGCUGGUGGCAGAUCGGAUCAACGAGCGGGCGGCAGGCCAGGAGAGGCGUUCCGGAGAUGGACGGAGGUUGCGAGAUGCGGUGCGCCGAGAUGACGGAGCCCAAUGUUUCUCAAGGCGCCCCGACAACACAGACGGAUGACGUCGCAAGUUGGCAAACACAGGAAAAGAGGCGAGCAAUGCAAUUGAAGGAGGACCGCGGACGACCCUCGAUGGGCUUGGCUAAGGCAGGGUUCGAGGCUGCUGAAUCGAGGUUGGACGAUUUUCGAUUUAGCCCAGAUAGUCGAUGGGCGAAUGGAUGGCCCGAGAUGGGGUGGGCCGGGGGAAGGCACUAG
This is a messenger RNA of Trichoderma asperellum CBS 433.97, 471 nucleotides long. Lineage: Eukaryota; Fungi; Ascomycota; Sordariomycetes; Hypocreales; Hypocreaceae. The record is from RefSeq and is a predicted model, not a curated record.